AUGGAUACCUUCCUGUUCACCUCUAAAUCCGUCAAUGAGGGACACACUCUCAAGCUCUGUGACCAGAUCUUUAAUGUUGUGCUUGAUGCUUGCCUUGCCCAUUACCCUGACAGCAAGGUUGAUUGCGAGACCUGCACCAAGACUAACAUGGUUAUUAGCUUUGUCUCUGAUGAUGGUGGUUUCGAUACUGACCAUUGCAAAGUGCUUGUUAACAUUGAGCAGCAGUUCCCUGCUAGGAAACCGCUCUACUGUUUAUAG
Dioscorea cayenensis subsp. rotundata (Guinea yam) is the source of this 258-nucleotide messenger RNA. RefSeq names its product S-adenosylmethionine synthase-like. Gene Ontology annotation, cellular component: cytosol. Gene Ontology annotation, biological process: S-adenosylmethionine biosynthetic process. The transcript has a single exon. Lineage: Eukaryota; Viridiplantae; Streptophyta; Magnoliopsida; Dioscoreales; Dioscoreaceae. Bases 1 to 258 code for a protein of 85 amino acids. Gene Ontology annotation, molecular function: ATP binding; methionine adenosyltransferase activity. The record is from RefSeq and is a predicted model, not a curated record.